Centruroides sculpturatus (bark scorpion) is the source of this 936-nucleotide messenger RNA. It is a transcript of the gene MED8, whose product is annotated as mediator of RNA polymerase II transcription subunit 8-like. Gene Ontology annotation, biological process: regulation of transcription by RNA polymerase II. The coding region runs from base 150 to 878 and encodes 242 amino acids. The transcript has 7 exons. Gene Ontology annotation, cellular component: mediator complex; core mediator complex. Gene Ontology annotation, molecular function: RNA polymerase II cis-regulatory region sequence-specific DNA binding; transcription coregulator activity. Lineage: Eukaryota; Metazoa; Arthropoda; Arachnida; Scorpiones; Buthidae. The record is from RefSeq and is a predicted model, not a curated record.
UUUAUCUACAACAUGAAAUAAUUUUAUAAUUUAACACAUUAAAUUAUUUGCAAUAAAAAAUAUUUAUAACGUGCUAAAUUUUGACUAAAAAAAAAAAAAUUGAGAAAUGUCUUCGACAAUAUACUCACCAGGUAGCAUAAAGUUCCAAGAUGGAGAAAGAGGAAAAAGCUUUAGAUGCAGCAGUCGAUGCUCUCAUUAGCCGAACUCAAGAUUUAAAGACUUCUCUGUCAGCCUUUUUAAUAAAACUCGAGGCCGAAUACGAAACUCUCAGCUGGCCUUCGGUACUGGAUAGCUUCGCUUUAUUGUCUGGUCAAGUGAAUACUCUCUUAAAAGUAUUAAAAAAUGAUAAAACUCCUCCACUCAGGAACCGUGUCUUGCUUCCUAUUCAUUUGUCACCUGAACGUGAUGAUGAACUUGCGCGUCUGACAGAGAAUAGAGUUCAGGCAUUCAAUCAUGAAGUUGUCCCAGAUUAUCUGCGUACGAAGACUGAUCCAGAAAUCGAAAACAGAGAGCUUCAGCUGAUGAGUAAACUGAAUCAGAUGUCUGUGGAUGCCGCACAGAAACAAAUAGCAAGUAUGAACAAAAUAGCUAAUAAUAUCAUAGACUUCAUAAAAACCAACAGAGAGGACUGGGAAACAGAAUCAGGUCAACGAGCCAGCGCCACCCAAACAUCUUCUUUAACGGACACGAAUGCCUUAAUUAGUGCCAUCAGUCUGGGAAAGGGAUUGAAACCCGCGACAGGAUCACCGAAAGGUCAGCCCACAAAUCCCCAGCCGACUCCACAACAACAAAUAAGACCAACCUCAACGGCCAAGGCACCAAGUGCAAUUAAAACAAACAUCAAGUCUGCAAGUACCAUGCAUCCAUAUCAGCGAUGAAGAAAGCAAGAAAGUAAAUUAAUCGCUAGCACAAAUAUAUUAUCCUUAGCUGUGUAUU